AUGGCCGGUCAUCUAGUGCGUAUAAUCAAGAGACUUUACAAUGGUUCGCUGAAUCAGCGGAAUUUGGUUACUCUGCCAAUAAAUUUUGCAAUCAACUUCUCACCAAUCUUUCUAUGGUUGGCUAUCUUCAAGAACGCUGGGCUUGUGCCUAUCGAUAUUCGGCCAAGUAUCCAUAGUAAAGCUGCUUUUUUUUUGGAUGCAUACCUCUUUGGUGAUCAUGCUGAUGAGUUGUUUUUACAGUUAAAUGAUAAGAAAUACCGUCUGUUGAGUUUUAUCAGCUCUUUUGCAUUCAUGGUAGUCUUUCUAGUGCUAUUUCCUCUAGCUAUAUGGUACUACAUCUACUAUAUCAAGCGGGUCAAGACGAACGUGCUUGAAUGGAACGAGCAAGUGUUCCAUUUUAGUAACGGCUCGAACCCAAAAAGAUUUCGUACUUUAGCCAUUCCAUUCCUACUUCCACUCGUCUCUUUUCUGCUCUUAAAUAUCGAUUCACUCUUUGCGCUGCAGAGGCAGGAGAAUUUUGCCAAGUGGAAGGAUAUGUUGGCUUGGUUUUCAUACGUUAUUAUGCAUUUAACUGCACCCAUCCUUACGGCAGUUUACCUAUAUGUGUUCCAACCUCCUGGAACAUUAAAAUGUUUUGCAUUUGCCCUAGGUUUCCAAAAUUUAAUGGGCGUUACUACACAUUUGCUGCUCCCAAUGGCUCCACCUUGGUUUACUCAUCUAUACGGGAUUUAUGACACCAAGCAUGUUAAUUAUACACAAGAAGGCUACGCAGCAGGGCUUACAAGAGUGGAUGCCCACUUGGGGACUCACCUCAACACUUCAGGUUUCCAUAUGUCCCCAAUUGUAUUUGGAGCUGUGCCAUCAUUACAUUCGGCUAUGGCCUUCCAAUGUUUCCUGUUCCUUAUCACACGCUCUACUACACUGAAAAAUAGGUUUGCAUCCGCUAUGCGCGCGUUUAAUGCCACCAAGGAUCCGGAGACUCUCGAACUUACAUCAUUACAGGACUCAGACGCAGAUGCUGAUAGCAGCAUAGCGUGUGAGGAAGAGAGCGAUACUCUCGCCUAUGUGAAAUACUAUGACUUCGAUGCACAAUUCGCCAACAAAUGGUAUUUCGCACUGUUCAACAAGGCAGUCUUGCCCCGUUUACUCGGUACUGCAUUCAUCAUCCUGCAAUGGUGGGCCACAAUGUACUUGGACCACCAUUAUAGGUUCGACCUUUUCAUCGGCAUGCUCUAUGCGCUGCUGUGGCAUAUAGUAGUCAAUUCGCUAAUCCUCCAGCCGCGCGUGCUCGCACCAUGGGUAAACGUUCGUCUGGGCGAAGAACCAGAUUCAAAGAACGAAGGAAGGACCAUGGGCAUGAGAGUCUUUGCUAAUACUAGACUCGAAUGGUUCUUUGACCCACUAGCAUAA
This is a messenger RNA of Torulaspora delbrueckii, 1410 nucleotides long. It is a transcript of the gene IPT1, whose product is annotated as inositolphosphotransferase. The record is from RefSeq and is a predicted model, not a curated record. Gene Ontology annotation, molecular function: inositol phosphoceramide synthase activity. Gene Ontology annotation, cellular component: inositol phosphoceramide synthase complex. Lineage: Eukaryota; Fungi; Ascomycota; Saccharomycetes; Saccharomycetales; Saccharomycetaceae. The coding region runs from base 1 to 1410 and encodes 469 amino acids. Gene Ontology annotation, biological process: inositol phosphoceramide metabolic process; sphingolipid biosynthetic process. The transcript has a single exon.